AUGGCGACCCAGAGCAUUAUCGACGUCCAAUUCACGGAUGCUUUCAACGAGGCUAAAGCGCUUUACGAUGCUGACCGUCUUGACGAGUGUAUUGCGAAGGCUCGUGAGCUGCUUGAAGAUCCUGCUAUACCCCGCUACCACCAAAUCAAAACACUCAUACUAUUGGGAUCGACUCUAGGAGAAUGGAGCGAUGCAAAUUCAUGCCUUGUGGACGCAGAGGCAUUAUGGGCGUUAACUCGCCGCUGGCAUCCUGAGGGUGAGGAUAAAGACGUGGAUAUCUUCAUGGCUGAAAUCCGCACUUCACUAGAUGAGCUGGCAGGAGUCUUGCGCGAAGAGGAACCUGAGGAUUACGACAUGGACGACGCUAUCGAGGAAGUUCUGCAUGAACAUGACGAGCAGGUCGCAGACGCCCAGAUGAUGAUGGAGGACCUAGAUCUUGAUCAGGACAGCCACGAAGAGACGGGGAAGAUUCCUCAGUCAGGAGCUGUUGAAGUCGAUACCAAGGGUGGCAUCGAACUCCCGCUUCAGGUCAACUCCGUCAUCAGCCGUCUCUGCGCGACCUCGCUGGUCAACGCGGUCCUGGUCAACUUCGUGCCCAGCCGUCUCUGCGCGACCUCGCUGGUCAACGCGGUCCUGGUCAACUUCGUGCCCAGCCGUCUCUGCGCGACCUCGCUGGUCAACGCGGUCCUGGUCAACUUCGUGCCCAGCCGUCUCUGCGCGACCUCGCUGGUCAACGCGGUCCUGGUCAACUUCGUGCCCAGCCAUCCCUGCGCGAUCUUUCCUCUGACUGGAGAGAUCUGA
Molecule: messenger RNA, 801 nt
Organism: Parastagonospora nodorum SN15
Lineage: Eukaryota; Fungi; Ascomycota; Dothideomycetes; Pleosporales; Phaeosphaeriaceae
Exons: 3
Coding region: 1-801 (266 amino acids)
Source: RefSeq, a predicted model, not a curated record